Messenger RNA from Microtus ochrogaster (prairie vole), 648 nucleotides. RefSeq names its product profilin 3 (gene Pfn3). Gene Ontology annotation, molecular function: actin binding. Gene Ontology annotation, cellular component: cytoplasm. Gene Ontology annotation, biological process: positive regulation of actin filament bundle assembly; regulation of actin filament polymerization; actin cytoskeleton organization. The record is from RefSeq and is a predicted model, not a curated record. Lineage: Eukaryota; Metazoa; Chordata; Mammalia; Rodentia; Cricetidae.
UCCUUUUAGAACUGCCCCUCCCAACUCCACCGCCCUCACAUUCUCCACCUAAAGAGAUGUUCUGUGACGUUUGCCCCACGUCACAGCCCCUCCCGGCGAACUUCACGGAGUAGAGCCGAUGUUUUUAGCACUCGGUCCUGCGGGUCAUCCCCUCUAGCGCAACCGCAAGAAAUAGGGGGCGGACUCUGAGCCGAGAUGGGUGACUGGAAGGGCUACAUCAGCGCGGUGCUACGGGACCAGCGCAUCGACGAUGUGGCCAUCGUGGGCCACUCGGACAACCGCUGUGUGUGGGCAUCACGACCCGGGGGUCUGCUGGCGGCCAUCUCCCCACAGGAGGUGGGUGUGCUCACCGGGCCAGACCGGCACACCUUUCUGCAGACGGGUCUGAGCGUGGCAGGCCGCCGCUGCUGCGUUAUCCGUGAUUUCCUGCUGGCUGAGGGCGACGGCGUACUGGAUGCACGCACCAAGGGGCUGGACGGGCGUGCAAUUUGCGUGGGCCACACUCCGCGGGCACUCCUGGUGCUGAUGGGCAGACGAGGCGUGCAUGGAGGCAUCCUUAACAAGACAGUGCACGACCUGAUUGGUGGGCUGCGGGAGCAGUGCUCCUAGCUGGACCGCCAGGCCACCCGUGGUGGUAGGAGGACCAGA